Messenger RNA from Exophiala bonariae, 1065 nucleotides. RefSeq lists its product as uncharacterized. Bases 1 to 1065 code for a protein of 354 amino acids. The record is from RefSeq and is a predicted model, not a curated record. The transcript has a single exon. Lineage: Eukaryota; Fungi; Ascomycota; Eurotiomycetes; Chaetothyriales; Herpotrichiellaceae.
AUGGCACCUCGCAAUCGCCACAAGAAGAGACAAGUCUCCAAGGAGUCCAACGCAUUCUCCGACGUCACGAACAACAGUGCGAUGCAAAGCAACGAGAUCUUCUUCGACAAUCAGCUGCAACAACUCCAAGAACUCCCAGAACUGCAAAUUGCAGCGGAGCCUUCGCAUAGUUCAUCCAUCACGUGGAAAAGUCCUUGGGUGAAAGAAAAAGAAGAAUAUGAGAGAAUUCGACAUCGAGUCCGUCAUUUUUCACCCGCAGUGUUCAAAGGCAGAAGGAAAGAGCUUUUCCCCCAGGAUACCUCCGAAUGGAUGGAGCAUAAGAGAGGAUUGGCAGCCAUGAACGAAGCUGGUCUGCGAGAAGAUAUCGCACACAUGAAAGAACUGAUAGCCAUCAAAGAGAAGGAUCCCAAGGGUCAAAAACUCAUGAAGCCUUUUGGGGGAAAGGUAUUCAGUGAUGAUCUCAGCUCAGUGCUGGCACUGCCAACCAUCUGGAACUCCAACAAUUUCGACCCCGCCAAUGUCAAUCUUGGGGCCAAUUGGCCAAGCAAACGCGAAGCGCAGUUGUAUGUCGAUGGCCGAAAGAAUGGACCAGCAAACCAGAAGAACCCUCUGCCACCACCAAAGCUCCCAGGCACAACCUUGGAGGAGGAAGCAUUCAUCAAGCCAUGGCCACUCGACAGGACUGGACCAAAUCAGGAUGAGAUCAGAUUCUACAACUCGCUCAUGGACAAUGACCCGGAGUUCGCAUCCAGGGGUGCUUCUUUGCUUGGAUCCGCAUUGAUCGGUGAGAUCGGCCAACGUACUGAGCCAACCACACUGGAGAGGCGAUAUGCAAAUCUGCAAACAGUGCCAGAAGAGGCAGGGAUUCAGCACGGGUAUUUUUACCAAGACAGUGAAUCAGAGUCUGCCCCCGAACAACCCUUGGAUGUGUCUGGACCGCAUGGAUAUGCAAGGCAGGAUCAAUCACAGGGGGCUUUCUAUGCGAGGGAGAACGAGCAUGAAGGGAUUUGGUAUGGUCCAAACGGUCAAGGACCGCAACUCGGCCAUGGAAGCCAUUGGUAUUGA